Molecule: messenger RNA, 7765 nt
Organism: Petromyzon marinus (sea lamprey)
Lineage: Eukaryota; Metazoa; Chordata; Hyperoartia; Petromyzontiformes; Petromyzontidae
Source: RefSeq, a predicted model, not a curated record
AACUGCAGGACAAACAUCAGGUGCCUCAACAUCUGCAGCAAUAACCACAUCAGCUGCAACACCGCCAUCAUCCACAACACCACCACAAUCUACAAUAGCAUCAACAUCUGCAGCCAUAACCACAUCAGUAGCAACAACACCAUCAGGAACAACUGUAGCACAAACAUCAGGUGCCUCAAUAUCUGCAGCAAUAACCACAUCAGCUGCAACAACAGCAUUGCCCACAUCACUACAAUCUACAGCAUCAUCAACAUCUGCAGCCCUAACAACAUCAGCAGCAACAACACCAUCAGCUACAACUGUAGGACAAACAACAUCAGGUGCCGCAACAUCUGCAGCAAUAACCGCAUCAGCUGCAACAACACCACUGCCCACAACACCACCACAAUCCACAUUAACAUCAACAUCUGCAGUAGUAACCACAUCAGCAGGAACAACACCAUCGGCUACAACUGUUGGACAAACAACAUCAGGUGCCUCAACAACUGCUGCAAUAACCACAUCAGCUGCAACAACACCAUUGCCCACAACACCACCACAAUCUACAACAGCAUCAACAUCUGCAGCAGUAACCACAUCAGCAGCAACAACACCAUCAACUACAACUGCAGGACAAACAACAUCAGGUGCCGCAACAACUGCAUCAAUAACCACAUUAGUGGCAACCACACCAUUGUCCACAACACCACCACAAUCUACAACAGCAUCAACAUCUGCAGCCAUAACCACAUCAGCAGCAACAACACCAUCAGCAACAACUGUAGUACAAACAUCAGGUGCCUCAACAUCUGCAGCAAUAACCACAUCAGCUGCAACAACACCAUUGCCCACAUCACUACAAUCUACAGCAUCAUCAACAUCUGCAGCCAUAACCACAUCAGCAGCAACAACACCAUCAGCAACAACUGUAGUACAAACAUCAGGUGCCUCAACAUCUGCAGCAAUAACCACAUCAGCUGCAACAACACCAUUGCCCACAACACCACCACAAUCCACAUCAACAUCUGCAGUAGUAACCACAUCAGCAGGAACAACACCAUUGGCUACAACUGUAGGACAAACAACAUCAGGUGCCUCAACAACUGCAGCAAUAACCACAUCAGCUGCAACAACACCAUUGCCCACAACACCACCACAAUCUACAGUAGCAUCAACAUCUGCAGUCGUAACAACAUCAGCAGGAACAACGCCAUCAGCUAUAACUGUAGGACAAUCAACAUCAAGUGCUGGAACAACUGCCGCAAUAACCUCAUCACCUGUAACAACAUCACUGGCAACAACUCUCGCACAAACAACUGCAGGUCCCUCAACAUCUGCAGCAGUAACCACAUCAGCAGAAACAACACCAUCAGCUACAACUGCAGGACAAACAUCAGGUGCCUCAACAUCUGCAGCAAUAACCACAUCAGCUGCACCACCGCCAUCAUCCACAACACCACCACAAUUUACAGCAGGAUUAACAUCAGCAGUUGUAACCACAUCAGCAAUAAUUUCUACAACUGCAGGAACAACAACAGAAGUAUCAACUCCAAUACCACAAACAUCAACUCCUUCACCAACUCAAAUGUCCACAACUCCAGGACAAACAACAGCAGCAUCAACAUCUGCAUCAGUAACUACAUCAUCAGCAACAACACCAUUGCCCACAACACCACCACAAUCUGCAGCAGCAUCAACAUCUACAGCAGUAACUACAUCAGCAGUAACAACACCAUCAGCUACAACUGCAGGACAGACAACAUCAGGUGCCGCAACAACUGCAUCAAUAACCACAUUAGUGGCAACCACACCAUUGUCCACAACACCACCACAAUCUACAACAGCAUCAACAUCUGCAGCCAUAACCACAUCAGCAGCAACAACACCAUCAGCAACAACUGUAGUACAAACAUCAGGUGCCUCAACAUCUGCAGCAAUAACCACAUCAGCUGCAACAACACCAUUGCCCACAUCACUACAAUCUACAGCAUCAUCAACAUCUGCAGCCAUAACCACAUCAGCAGCAACAACACCAUCAGCAACAACUGUAGUACAAACAUCAGGUGCCUCAACAUCUGCAGCAAUAACCACAUCAGCUGCAACAACACCAUUGCCCACAACACCACCACAAUCCACAUCAACAUCUGCAGUAGUAACCACAUCAGCAGGAACAACACCAUUGGCUACAACUGUAGGACAAACAACAUCAGGUGCCUCAACAACUGCAGCAAUAACCACAUCAGCUGCAACAACACCAUUGCCCACAACACCACCACAAUCUACAGUAGCAUCAACAUCUGCAGUCGUAACAACAUCAGCAGGAACAACGCCAUCAGCUAUAACUGUAGGACAAUCAACAUCAAGUGCUGGAACAACUGCCGCAAUAACCUCAUCACCUGUAACAACAUCACUGGCAACAACUCUCGCACAAACAACUGCAGGUCCCUCAACAUCUGCAGCAGUAACCACAUCAGCAGAAACAACACCAUCAGCUACAACUGCAGGACAAACAUCAGGUGCCUCAACAUCUGCAGCAAUAACCACAUCAGCUGCACCACCGCCAUCAUCCACAACACCACCACAAUUUACAGCAGGAUUAACAUCAGCAGUUGUAACCACAUCAGCAAUAAUUUCUACAACUGCAGGAACAACAACAGAAGUAUCAACUCCAAUACCACAAACAUCAACUCCUUCACCAACUCAAAUGUCCACAACUCCAGGACAAACAACAGCAGCAUCAACAUCUGCAUCAGUAACUACAUCAUCAGCAACAACACCAUUGCCCACAACACCACCACAAUCUGCAGCAGCAUCAACAUCUACAGCAGUAACUACAUCAGCAGUAACAACACCAUCAGCUACAACUGCAGGACAGACAACAUCAGGUGCCGCAACAACUGCAUCAAUAACCACAUUAGCGGCAACCACACCAUUGUCCACAACACCACCACAAUCUACAACAGCAUCAACAUCUGCAGCCAUAACCACAUCAGCAGCAACAACACCAUCAGCAACAACUGUAGUACAAACAUCAGGUGCCUCAACAUCUGCAGCAAUAACCACAUCAGCUGCAACAACACCAUUGCCCACAUCACUACAAUCUACAGCAUCAUCAACAUCUGCAGCCAUAACCACAUCAGCAGCAACAACACCAUCAGCAACAACUGUAGUACAAACAUCAGGUGCCUCAACAUCUGCAGCAAUAACCACAUCAGCUGCAACAACACCAUUGCCCACAACACCACCACAAUCCACAUCAACAUCUGCAGUAGUAACCACAUCAGCAGGAACAACACCAUUGGCUACAACUGUAGGACAAACAACAUCAGGUGCCUCAACAACUGCAGCAAUAACCACAUCAGCUGCAACAAGACCAUUGCCCACAACACCACCACAAUCUACAGUAGCAUCAACAUCUGCAGUCGUAACAACAUCAGCAGGAACAACGCCAUCAGCUAUAACUGUAGGACAAUCAACAUCAAGUGCUGGAACAACUGCCGCAAUAACCACAUCACCUGUAACAACAUCACUGGCAACAACUCUCGCACAAACAACUGCAGGUCCCUCAACAUCUGCAGCAGUAACCACAUCAGCAGAAACAACACCAUCAGCUACAACUGCAGGACAAACAUCAGGUGCCUCAACAUCUGCAGCAAUUACCACAUCAGCUGCAACACCGCCAUCAUCCACAACACCACCACAAUUUACAGCAGGAUUAACAUCAGCAGUUGUAACCACAUCAGCAAUAAUUUCUACAACUGCAGGAACAACAACAGAAGUAUCAACUCCAAUACCACAAACAUCAACUCCUUCACCAACUCAAAUGUCCACAACUCCAGGACAAACAACAGCAGCAUCAACAUCUGCAUCAGUAACUACAUCAUCAGCAACAACACCAUUGCCCACAACACCACCACAAUCUGCAGCAGCAUCAACAUCUACAGCAGUAACUACAUCAGCAGUAACAACACCAUCAGCUACAACUGCAGGACAGACAACAUCAGGUGCCGCAACAACUGCAUCAAUAACCACAUUAGCGGCAACCACACCAUUGUCCACAACACCACCACAAUCUACAGCAGCAUCAACAUCUGCAGCCAUAACCACAUCAGCAGCAACAACACCAUCAGCAACAACUGUAGUACAAACAUCAGGUGCCUCAACAUCUGCAGCAAUAACCACAUCAGCUGCAACAACACCAUUGCCCACAACACCACCACAAUCCACAUCAACAUCUGCAGUAGUAACCACAUCAGCAGGAACAACACCAUCGGCUACAACUGUAGGACAAACAACAUCAGGUGCCUCAACAACUGCAGCAAUAACCACAUCAGCUGCAACAACACCAUUGCCCACAACACCACCACAAUCUACAGUAGCAUCAACAUCUGCAGUCGUAACAACAUCAGCAGGAACAACGCCAUCAGCUAUAACUGUAGGACAAUCAACAUCAAGUGCCGGAACAACUGCAGCAAUAACCACAUCAGCUGCAACAACACCAUUGCCCACAACACCACCACAAUCUACAGCACCAUCAACAUCUACAGCAGUAACCACAUCAGCAGCAACAACACCAUUGGCAACAACUCUCGCACAAACAACUGCAGGUCCCUCAACAUCUGCAGCAGUAACCACAUCAGCAGAAACAACACCAUCAGCUACAACUGCAGGACAAACAUCAAGUGCCUCAACAUCUGCAGCAAUAACCACAUCAGCUGCAACACCGCCAUCGUCCACAACACCACCACAAUCUACAGCAGGAUUAACAUCAGCAGUAGUAACAACAUCAGCAAUAAGUUCUACAACUGCAGGAACAACAACAGAAGUAUCAACUCCAAUACCACAAACAUCAACUCCUUCACCAACUCAAAUGUCCACAACUCCAGGACAAACAACAGCAGCAUCAACAUCUGCAUCCGUAACCACAUCAGCAGCAAAAACACCAUCAGCUACAACUGUAGGACAAACAACAUCAGGUGCCUCAACAUCUGCAGCAAUAACAGCAUCAGCGGCAAUAACGGCAUCGUCCACAACACCACCCAAAUCUACAGCAGCAUCCAAACCAGCAGUAGUAACCACAUCAGCACCAACAACACCAUCAGCUACAUCUCCAAGAAAAACAACUUCAGCAGUCUCAACAUCUGCAGCAAUAACCACAUCAGCUGCAACAACACCAUUGUCCACAACACCAUCACAAUCUACAAUAGCAUCAACAUCUGCAGCAGUAACCACAUCAGCAGCAACAACACCAUCAGCUACAACUGCAGGACAAACAUCAGGUGCCUCAACAUCUGCAGCAAUAACCACAUCAGUUGCAACAACACCACUGCCCACAUUACUACAAUCUACAGCAUCAUCAACAUCUGCAGCCCUAACAACAUCAGCAGCAACAACACCAUCAGCUACAACUGUAGGACAAACAACAUCAGGUGCCGCAACAUCUGCAGCAAUAACCGCAUCAGCUGCAACAACACCAUUGCCCACAACACCACCACAAUCUACAUCAACAUCAACAUCUGCAGUAGUAACCACAUCAGCAGGAACAACGCCAUCGGCUACAACAGUAGGACAAACAACAUCAGGUGCCUCAACAACUGCAGCAAUAACCACAUCAGCCGCAACAACACCAUUGCCCACAACACAACCACAGUCUACAGCAGCAUCAACAUCUGCAGCAGUAACCACAUCAGCAGCAACAACACCAUUGGCAACAACUCUCGCACAAACAACUGCAGGUCCCUCAACAUCUGCAGCAGUAACCACAUCAGCUGCAACACUGCCAUCGUCCACUACACCACCACAGUCUACAGCAGGAUUAACAUCAGCAGUAGUAACAACAUCAGCAAUAAUUUCUACAUCUGCAAGAACAACAACAGAAGUAUCAACUCCAAUACAACAAACAUCAACUCCUUCACCAACCCAAAUGUCCACAACUCCAGGACAAACAACAGCAGCAUCAACAUCUGCAGCCAUAACCACAUCAGCAGCAAAAACACCAUCAGCUACAACUGUAGGACAAACAACAUCAGGUGCCUCAACAUCUGCAGCAAUAACAGCAUCAGCGGCAACAACGGCAUCGUCCACAACACCACCCCAAUCUACAGCAGCAUCCACACCAGCAGUAGUAACCACAUCAGCACCAACAACACCAUCAGCUACAUCUCCAGGAAAAAAAACUUCAGCAGUCUCAACAUCUGCAGCAAUAACCACAUCAGCUGCAACAACACCAUUGCCCACAACACCACCACAAUCUACAAUAGCAUCAACAUCUGCAGCAUUAACCACAUCAGCAGCAGCAACACCAUCGGCUUUCACUGUAGGACAAACAUCAGGUGCAGCAACAACUGCAGCAAUAACCACAUCAGCUGCAACAACAUCACUGGCAACAACUCUCGCACAAACAACUGCAGGUCCCUCAACAUCUGCAGCAGUAACCACAUCAGCAGAAACAACACCAUCAGCUACAACUGCAGGACAAACAUCAGGUGCCUCAACAUCUGCAGAAAUGACCACAUCAGCUGCAACACCGCCAUCAUCCACAACACCACCACAAUUUACAGCAGGAUUAACAUCAGCAGUUGUAACCACAUCAGCAAUAAUUUCUACAACUGCAGGAACAACAACAGAAGUAUCAACUCCAAUACCACAAACAUCAACUCCUUCACCAACUCAAAUGUCCACAACUCCAGGACAAACAACAGCAGCAUCAACAUCUGCAUCAGUAACUACAUCAUCAGCAACAACACCAUUGCCCACAACACCACCACAAUCUGCAGCAGCAUCAACAUCUGCAGCAGUAACUACAUCAGCAGUAACAACACCAUCAGCUACAACUGCAGGACAAACAACAUCAGGUGCCGCAACAACUGCAUCAAUAACCACAUUAGCGGCAACCACACCAUUGUCCACAACACCACCACAAUCCACAUCAACAUCAACAUCUGCAGUAGUAACCACAUCAGCAGGAACAACACCAUCGGCUACAACUGUAGGACAAACAACAUCAGGUGCCUCAACAACUGCAGCAAUAACCAAAUCAGCUGCAACAACACCAUUGCCCACAACACCACCACAAUCUACAGCACCAUCAACAUCUACAGCAGUAACCACAUCAGCAGCAACAACACCAUUGGCAACAACUCUCGCACAAACAACUGCAGGUCCCUCAACAUCUGCAGCAGUAACCACAUCAGCAGAAACAACACCAUCAGCUACAACUGCAGGAAAAACAUCAGGUGCCUCAACAUCUGCAGCAAUAACCACAUCAGCUGCAACACCGCCAUCAUCCACAACACCACCACAAUCUACAGCAGGAUUAACAUCAGCAGUAGUAACAACAUCAGCAAUAAUUUCUACAACUGCAGGAACAACAACAGAAGUAUCAACUCCAAUACCACAAACAUCAACUCCUUCACCAACACAAAUGUCCACAACUCCAGGACAAACAACAGCAGCAUCAACAUCUGCAGCCGCAACCACAUCAGCAGCAAAAACACCAUCAGCUACAACUGUAGGACAAACAACAUCAGGUGCCUCAACAUCUGCAGCAAUAACAGCAUCAGCGGCAACAACGCCAUCGUCCACAACACCACCCCAAUCUACAGCAUCAUCCACACCAGCAGUAGCAACCACAUCAGCACCAACAACACCAUCAGCUACAUCUCCAGGAAAAACAACUUCAGCAGUCUCAAAAUCUGCAUCAAUAACCACAUCAGCGGCAACCACACAAUUGUACACAACACCACCACAAUCUAAAGCAGCAUCAACAUCUGCAGCCAUAACCACA